AUGUCUUUUUUGUUUUUGUUUUACUUUAAACUGUAUCUAUAUUUUCCUUUAUCUUUCUUUCUUUCUUUCUUUCUUUCUUUCUUUCUUUCUUUCUUAUUUACAUUCUUUCUCUUUUCUUUUAUUUCAGAAUUUAUAUUAUUCGUUAUUCUUGCCUUUUUUUUUCUUUACAUUUAUUUUUCUUUCUUUCCUUAUUUUUUUCGUUUUUUUUUUCAUAUCUUUUCACUCAUUCCUCAGAUUUGUUUGCCUAUUUUCCCUCUCUUUCUUUUUAAUUCUCGUUUCCAUUUCUUCAUUUUAUUCUUAUAUUCCUUCUUCAAUUUUAUUCGGAUUUUAUUUCUAUUUUUUUCCUCUUUAACUCUUUUUAACUCUUUCUUUUUCUUUUUUAUAUAUAACAUUUUAGUUCUUCCUUUUUUUCUGGAUAUCCUUCUCUUCAUACAUACGUUUUAUUUAUCUCUUUCUCUUUCUCUUUCUUUCUUUCUUUCUUUCUUUCUUUCUUAUAAUAUCCUACUUUGCAUAUUCUUUAUUCUCAGGAAGUGCUGUUCGUUUUUUUUCCUUAGUUUGUUCCUUCCUUCCUUCCUUCCUUCCUUCCUUCCUUCCUUCCUUCCUUCCUUCCUUUCUUUCCUUCCUUCCUUCCUUCCUUCCUACUUUCCUUCUUCUUUCCCUCAUUCCUUCCUACUUUCCUUCCUCUCAUUCCUCCCUUCCUUUCCUUCUUUCCUUCCUCCCUUCCUCCCUCCCUUCCAUCCAUCCUUCCUCCCUCCCUCCUUCCUUCCUUCCUUUUUUUUCUUUUUUCCUUCCUUCCUUCCUUCCUUCCUUCCUUCCUUCCUUCCUUCCUUCCUUCCUUUCCUUCCUCCUUCCUCCUUUUCUUUCCUUUUUCCCUCCUUCCUUCCUUCCUUCCUUCCUUCCUUCCUCCCUCUUUCCUUCCUUCCUUCCUUCCUUCCUUCUUUUUUCCUUCCUUUUUCUUUCCUUUUUUCCUCCUUCCUUCCUUCCUUCCUUCCUUCCUCCCUCCUUCCUUCCUUCCUUCCUUCUUUCCUUCCUUUCUUCCUUUCCUUCCUUACUUUUUCUUUCCUUUUUCCCUUCUUCCCUCCUUCCCUCCUUCCUUCCUUCCUUCCUUUUUUCUUUCUUUUUCCUUUCUGUUUACAUUUUUCUCAAAAGUCUUAUUGUGACAUUACUUGUCGCCUUCUCUUAGGUAUUAUUUCUCGUAUCUUUCUUUCUUUCUUUCUUUCUUUCUUUCUUUCUUUCUUUCUUUCAUCUUUCUACAACGUUAUUGUCCUUAAUAUACAUUGCUUAUCUUUCUUCUUCUCCUUUCCUCUUUUUCUCAUUGCUUUUUUUUCUGACAUUCUUACUUUACUUUUACCCGAAUCUUAUCUUUUUAUUCAUCUGGCUCAUUCUUACUUUCCGUUUCAUCUUUCUUUGUGUUUCUUUUUCACUUGUCCCAUUAUUUCUACUUCUUUCUACAUCGCUUGUUUUGCCUCUUUGUCUAUCUGUCUAUCUAUCUAUCUAUCUAUAUAUCUAUCUAUCUUAUUACGCUAA
Molecule: messenger RNA, 1527 nt
Organism: Acanthosepion pharaonis
Lineage: Eukaryota; Metazoa; Mollusca; Cephalopoda; Sepiida; Sepiidae
Source: the annotation of a GenBank genome assembly